AGGAAAUAGGUUCGGUUGCCUCACUGCCGUAAAUUGUAACCGGCUGUCAAACGAGCGGGGAGGUGUCGCGGUUGACCGCGGAAAGUGAUGUGCCGUGGGUUCGGGGCUCUGGUCUCAUCCUGCAGAAACCCAUUCCGGAGAAGGCUACUUCAGAGCGCUUCUGCAAAGGGAGCCGAAGCGCAGAGUUAUGGCCGUCCGGCUUCAACUAGGGCCCCUGAUCGAAGGGAACAUGAUGCCGAGAUUUCAGACUUUCAGCCUCCAAAGGACUCACAUUUUGACUGGGUUGGCCCUCCGGAUAGGUUUUCAAACCUAAGAUGUGUGAAGUUUUACAUUCCAAAGAAUGAAUCCAAGCUAGAACAGCAGCUGAGAAAAUUAAGAACAGAUACACAGAAUUGGAACCAGAAAUUUUGGUCAAAUCAGAACAUAACUUUCAACAAGGAAAAAGAAGAGUUUAUACACUCCCACUUGAAAGCGAAGGGAUUGGGAUUAAGAGAUGAAGAAGGGAGGAAAAACAUUUUGACUGCAGAAGAGAUGGCUGAAUUUUAUAAGGCAUUUCUUAAUACAAAUUAUGAAAAACAUGUGAACUACAACAAGGAAUGGUACAGACGUAAUUUUACUAUCACGUGGUUAAUGGGUCGAGCAGUAUUGCAAAAUGCUUGGAGAAGACUGAGACGGAGGAAGGAAGUCAAACAAUGAAGAUCCUGUUCUGGAAGUUUGAGCAUUUUAGAGAUGGAAUUUAACCGUGCUGUGAAAGUACUUGGGUAUUGGUGAUAUGCUAAUGUCUCUCAGUGAAGGAUUCUUAAAAUGCAGUUGUGAUCAAAAUAUACUAUAAUUUUUGUUAGAUAAAUAUGUUUUAUCUACAUUGCAUUCUACAUGUGUUUUUCUUGUAUUUUACCACAGUACAAUACCUGAUUGCAUAGGCUUAGAAAUUGAAGACCUUUAAACUAAUUAAAUAGCAAUUAGAAAUCACUUGAAUGAAAAAUGGAACAAACCUGCCACAAUAUACAACCAGCAAAUGAAGCUGCAGAAAUCCAUUUGCUGUGAUUUUUGUAACUUUAAUUUCCUGAGUGAGGUUAAGAGGAAAGAAAGCAUAUUCACCACAUUUAUCACAAGGAAAGGAUGAUAUUACAUUUAUAUAAUCUGUCUCACAUCCUCUGCAUGUCCCAGAACAUGUCAAAUCAUGCAGGAUAAUGAUUACUUGUAAAGUGUGUAGGCAGAAAACUGUUGUGUAUUAAAACUUGGUAGUUUAUGAGCAGUUAGAUCUCGUAAAAAGAUAAAUGACCAAUUAAUUUGUGUUUUGUUGUUUGAAGUAUAAAUGAUGACCUGAAUACCAUGAGAACCUCCAUACUUAAAUAAGUGGUAAGGAAUUUUAUAAAUCAAACAACCAUUUUUAUGUUGUUAGUUGCAACAUGUGUCAAUCUAUUUUCUCUUAAUGGCGAUCUCACCCAUAUAUAUUUGAAUUACUUAUCAAAGUUAUCAGUUACCUUUUAAUGAUAAAUCACAACCAACAUCAAUAUCAAAAAUUGAACUUUAAUUCUUAAUAUUGCUAGUGCAGUGUUUAAUAUUUCAAUGUUCCAAAUCAGUACUUGACCUAAAUCCCAAUCAUGCAGGCAAUAGGUAACAUCUUUUAGGUGGCUUAAUUGUUAAAUUCAAAAACAUAUUUAGCACCCAAUUUACCCAAAAGAAUAAGAUUUAAUCUUUUAAAAGUUAAAACUUAUUGCUGACAGCAGCUUGAGACACAGAGCUGCACUGGUGAUUUAGUGUUUAAAGAUUAACUGCUGAUGUCUGUACUAGUGAGUUAGGAUGUACUUACUGUACUUUGUGUAGUUUCUAUUGUACAUAUUAAGACUGAAAAGUUUGUCUCUUAACCUGAUUUGCCAGAUUGAAUAUUUCCCCUGCCAAUAAUGAAAUAUGUCAGUAGGGGGCAACAAAUUCUACCAGAUGACAUGAAGAAAGCCAUUCCAUUCAUGCAAGACAUAUAUUUAGUGUUAACUAUGUCUUUUGCACCAGAAGGCUGCAUUUAAAAAUACUCUGCAUGGUUUUAUAUAAAUUGAAACUGUAUUUGGUCUUAGUUUGUUUACAGUUCAACUGAUUAUUACACAAGUCUUAAGGGAGAGUAAAUGUUUAAACCUGGACAAAUGAGAAGAAUCUAAAAUGGCCUUGGUGUAUUAUUUUUUCAACAUCAAAAAUAAUGAUGAGCAUUUAAAUUGAUUUCUCUGUUUUAUCACUUGGCAGGACAUUAUUCCCCUUGAGCCAUCUCAGGCAAAUAUAAAGACAAGAUAGGUCAAGUAUCAUUAUUGAUGUUGCAAACUAUUAAUGAUGUAUGAUGAAACUGCAUGUCCCCAAAUUAUUCUUUAGCAAGCAUUGUAUUUAUAAAAUGUUGCUUUCUUAUUAAUUAU
Pristis pectinata (smalltooth sawfish) is the source of this 2399-nucleotide messenger RNA. Its product is annotated as cytochrome c oxidase assembly factor 8. Gene Ontology annotation, cellular component: mitochondrion. Gene Ontology annotation, biological process: intrinsic apoptotic signaling pathway. The record is from RefSeq and is a predicted model, not a curated record. The transcript has 5 exons. NCBI's taxonomy places the organism in Eukaryota, Metazoa, Chordata, Chondrichthyes, Rhinopristiformes, Pristidae. The coding region runs from base 88 to 696 and encodes 202 amino acids.